UAUAGCCUAAUCAGAUAAUCAUAAUAAAUGUUUCUUUAGCAGUAAAUCAUCAUACAAUGAUUUCUGAAGGAUCAUGUUACACUUAAGAUAAUGUGGAAAAUUCAGCUUUAUGUCACUGGAAUAAAUUAUAUUUUAGAAUUAACAUAACAUUGCUAAAUUGAAAUAAUAUGUCAUAAUUGUACCUACUGUAUGACUAUUUUGAUCCAAUAAAUUGAGCUUUAGUGAGACUUUUAGAAACAUGAAAAAUACAAACUUUUGAAACUUUUUUUCGCGCAGUUUUAUAGCUCACAAUUCAGACCUUUUUGCUCGGAAUUGUUUGUUUGUUUCCUGCUGCGGAAACGCGUGAUGUGAGCUUUUAUAAAGACACGCAUCUGAUACAUAAUUAGUUAUUUAUUCACAUUUUAUUCAACUAAUUUAAAUAUAGCUAAAAUUUGUUAGCCUAUAAACAUCUCUGUGGUGGGUCAUCUCUGGUUGAAAUAUUCAAGGCACAGGGUUUAAAAGUAGCCUACAAAUUCCCUAUAACAAUUCUCCAUUUGCUAAAAUACAUUACUCAAAAUUUGUCUUCUUUAUUUUUACUUCAUUAAACUAAAUAACGUAAAGGCUUCAGUCUUUUUGUGUACUUAAUUAACUUUACACUAUAUAUAUGGGUGUGUUUAAUUUAGGGUGAAAAUGGGCUACAUUCCACCAUUUGCCCUGGUGCAUUUAUUAUUUGCACCUUGAAUGGUUAACUCGUUUGUAUAAAACAAAAUCGGCCCGAUGUUUUAGACAGCUAUUUUUUAAAAACUAUAUAAAUCAACAAUUAACCUCAUUCUUGUUGCAACUGCCAAUGAAUGUAUUUUUUUUUUUUAGAGGAAUAGCUUAAGAAACCACCCCGCCAUUAUCACCUCGUUUAUAUGAACAGCACUUAAUGGAAUGCAGCAUCUUUAGAGCCAUUGAGAGCUACAGCAUGGGUAUAAAUGGGGUCUGAUCUUCUCAGUGUUCAGUGUGGUGUGGUGUGGACCAGGAGCUCAUCAUGACUAACAUCGAGAACGGAGGACUCAGCGGAGCACGCGCAGAAAGGUCAAGAGCUCCGAGAGGGAGUUACAAAAGAUACAUUUCAGGAACUUACAUCGGACUUGUUGCUUAUGCCAUUCAAGAUUCACCAGACAAGAUGCUCACAUUCAAACAGAUAAUGAAAAAGCUGGAACCAUUUGUCCUCGGAAACAAAAAAUGCGUUGAGAACAACAUCAGAGUCUGUCUUUCAUCAAAUAGGUGUUUUGUAAAGGUGCCAGUCGAUCCGAAUUAUCCAAACCCUAAAAAGAACUUCUGGAAAGUGGAUGAAAAUGGCAUUACUCCAAAAAUGUUUCGCCGACAUUUCAAAUAUCUAAUCAACAUAUUGCCUGGCCUGUCGAUUCAGACACAGCAGGUGAAGGAGUGUGGAAACAAAUCUUAUGCUCCUGAGCCUCUUAUUCCAGCCUGCAAGGUCACAGAAAACAAAAGUGAGAGCAAAUUUACAGGCCCCUUUUCCAUAGAAUCACUAUUGAAGAGCGAGCGUGAUGUGAAGCGUUUGGAGGAGCAUCCACACUACACAGACACACAGCGAGGAACAAACAAGAGAAAACACAUUUAUGAAUAUGAAGCUGUGAGGUAUUAUUACCCAGUUUCAGCAGUAGGAUGUGAACUGGCCCCAGUGAAAAGACCUCGUCUCUCUUCAGGACCUCAGUUCGGACGAUUUCCUCCUCCACAUGUCACAUAUGAUCCACGAGUUCUCUUCAGCUCUCCUUCAAUGUAUGAUAUUAGAUAUUUCAGGUGGUAAACAGCUAGAAUGACCACAUGUAAAUAUGAUGUAAUCGCACUUCAUUUUUGUUGUUGUUUUUUAAAUAAAAACAAUAUC
This is a messenger RNA of Carassius auratus (goldfish), 1873 nucleotides long. RefSeq names its product forkhead box protein H1-like. The transcript is spliced from 3 exons. Gene Ontology annotation, molecular function: DNA-binding transcription factor activity, RNA polymerase II-specific; RNA polymerase II cis-regulatory region sequence-specific DNA binding. The coding region runs from base 1013 to 1795 and encodes 260 amino acids. NCBI's taxonomy places the organism in Eukaryota, Metazoa, Chordata, Actinopteri, Cypriniformes, Cyprinidae. The record is from RefSeq and is a predicted model, not a curated record. Gene Ontology annotation, biological process: anatomical structure morphogenesis; regulation of transcription by RNA polymerase II; cell differentiation.